Messenger RNA from Rotaria sordida, 405 nucleotides. Lineage: Eukaryota; Metazoa; Rotifera; Eurotatoria; Philodinida; Philodinidae. The record is from the annotation of a GenBank genome assembly.
AUGUGUAAUGAAUGCAAAAUUCAAUUUGAAGAUAAUAUGAAACAAGUUGAUGAUGCUAAAGAAGAUUCAGAAAAUUAUCUUAAUAAAAAUUCAUCAACUACAAUUAAUAGUGCAACAACAAUAAAUGAAGGUGAACAUUUACAUUUAAAAAUUGGUCAUUUAGCACAAAUGAUUAAAGAAACACUACCAGAUUGUUGUCGUCAUUUACUCAGAGAAAAUGAUUAUGCUAUAGAAAUUGAUGAUAAAUUAUCUCAUUUACGAUGUGCAGUUAUUGUCGAAAAUGUUCAAGUUGUUCGUAUUAAACCAAGUAGCUUCAUUAAUUAUAGUCAGGCCAAACUAAGAUACGUGAAAAACAUACUAUUAACCAUGAACAAGAACAUAAAAAUUGAUUUUAUACAAUCAUGA